Molecule: messenger RNA, 2511 nt
Organism: Mandrillus leucophaeus (drill)
Lineage: Eukaryota; Metazoa; Chordata; Mammalia; Primates; Cercopithecidae
Product: ankyrin repeat domain-containing protein 18B-like
Molecular function (GO): protein binding
Source: RefSeq, a predicted model, not a curated record
AUGGAGAGUCAGACAGGCAUCACACACAGCAGCCAAUAUGCACUGCCAGCCAGGCGAGUAACCACCACACACAACAGCCCGUGUGCACUGCCAGCCAGGCGAGUAACCAUCACACACAGCAGCCAGUGUGCACUGCCAGCCAGCUGGAAUCAGUACAAUGUUUUGACUGAGGUAUUGGAAAAGCCUAUGAGCAUGUUAUCAUUUGAAUAUAUGAGUAAUAGUGGCCAUUCCAGCUGCUCCAGGCUCCAGCAGAGGAGGAGCGGGGCGGGUCCAGUUGGGGGCCAACAGGCCUGGCGCGCUCGCAUCCGGAGCCCACCCAGACCAUGUUCUGCAGCCUGGGCGCCCAAGCUGCAGUCCGCUCUGUGUGCAGGCAGCAGCCGCCUGGCAACUCCCGAGCCUGCUCGCACUCCCAGCAUCGCAGAACCAGGACCAGGUGUACCGGGGGCCGCGGCCAAGCCAGGCAUUCUGCCCGGCGGCGGCGGCUGCACAGGGUCGAGAACUGAGAACCUGGCGCUCAACCCCAUCGGGCUGAAAAGACAUAAGUACAUGGGACAGAAUGGAAAUCCAGAAACACUGAAAUACAUGAGUGCUCUACAUUUGGCCUGUGCGCAUGGCUGUGUGGAAGUGCUCACUCUCUUGCUGAGCAGAAAAUGCCAGAUUGACAUCUGUGACAGACUGAACAGGAUGCCUUUAAUGAAGGCUGUACAUUGCCAGGAAGAGACGUGUUCCAUUAUUCUGCUGGAACAUGGUGCCAAUCUAAACAUUAAGGAUGAUGUCUACGGCAACACUGUUCUUCAUGAUGAUGUGUAUAAUAAGGGGACUUCACUGGCAGGAAAACUGCUUUCCCACCAUGCAAAUAUUGAAGCACUAAACAAGGAGGGAAAUACACCACUUUUGCUUGCUAUAAUUUGUAAGAGACAGCAAAUGGUGGACUUUUUAGUAAAGAACCAGGUAAAUGUACAUGCUGUUGAUAAUUACAUCCAACAACAAAUUUUGGAACAUAAAAAUAAGAUACUUUAAAAUGAUCUUCAAAACGACAGUCAAGAAACAACAGCUAUGAAGCCUGCAAAUUUGUAAAAAGAAGAAGGUGCAAAAGCAGAACACGACUUAAAAGUGGCUUCAGAGGAAAACCAAGAAAUGCUUGAAAGAAGUGAAAGUAAACAGCCACAGGAUUUUCAAAGUUAUGGAAAAAAGAAGGAUGUGAUAUAUACAAAUUGCAUGCUGAAGGGAGAUAUUGCCACACUCAGAUAGGAAUUAUAUGUAAUAAAAAAUGACAAUCUCAAAAAGGAAAAGGAAUAUAUUCAGGAAAUUAAAAGUAUUAGAGAAAUAAAUGCUAACUUUAAAAAGAGUGCAAGACUCAAUGAGAAAAUAACAAAAAAAAGGUCCCAGUGUUGGCAACAGCUUAAUAACCUCAAAGCUGUGAAUACAAGGCUGAAUUCAAAAUUGGAGAAGGAAAAACACCGCACAGACAGACUGGAAGCUGAAGUUGAAUUCCUCCAUUCUAGACUGGCUGCUGCUAUGAAUGAGCACAAUGAAAGUGUAGAAACAAAAAGUCUAGAAUUCGUUUUACAGAGAGCAUAUAAUUUUUCUGUGCAUAAAAAAAUGAGUUCUACUAUUUCUCAACUAAAAGAUAAAAAUGAGUUGCUUACUGAACAAUUUUCUAAAGCUGGGAUGAAGUUAAAUACCUUAAAAGGUAAGCUCCAUGAGACAAGAGAUGCUCUCAGGGAAAAGACAUUGGCUUUAGAAAGUGUGCAGAUGCACCAGAGGCAAGCACAGCAUCGAAUAAAGGAAAUGGAGCAGGUGCAUCCAAAUGAGGAAGCUACGAGUCAAUCCACCGGAAAGCACAACUGUGUAGAGGAGAGACUGUGUCAACUAGAAUGUGAAAAUCUCUUGCUUAAACGACAACUAGAGGGUGCUCAUAAGGAAGGCAAUGAUAAAGAGAUAGUAAUUAAUAUCCAAGGAGGCUAUCUUGAGAGUGGAAAGAAAGAUCUUCUAGAAGAGAAAAAUAAGAAAUUAAUGAAUGAAUAUAAUUCUAUAAAAGAAAAACUUUCAGUAUGUAAAAGAAGAAGCAGAGGAGAAGUGACUCUAAGGCAACUUCAAGAACAACUGGCCAGUCACCUUAAAAAUUGUAUGUCAGAGUCUCCACUGGAAGAUACAUCACAUUGUCAUCUUAAUUUGGAUGAGACACGGGCUUCAAAGAAGACAUUAUUUCAAGUAGGAAGUCAACCUGAAGAAGAAAAUGAAGAAUUAAGAAAAUUUUUUGAGUUAAUAUCAUCACUGGAGUAUAAUGUGGAUCAAAUAAGGAAGAAAAAUCAUGAAUUAGGAGAAGAGGCAACUGGAUAUAAGAAGUGCCUAGAAAUGACAAUAAAUAUGUUUAAUGUGUUUGUAAAUGAAGACUUCAGUUUCCAUGAAGACUUAAAAACAGCUCAACUGAAAAUGGAUAUUCUGGUUAAGAAGCUAAAACAUCAGGAGUCUGUGGCCAGCUUAUACCUUACUUAUUCUAAGACAUGA